Messenger RNA from Gamsiella multidivaricata, 2957 nucleotides. RefSeq lists its product as uncharacterized. Bases 70 to 2685 code for a protein of 871 amino acids. The record is from RefSeq and is a predicted model, not a curated record. The transcript has 3 exons. NCBI's taxonomy places the organism in Eukaryota, Fungi, Mortierellomycota, Mortierellomycetes, Mortierellales, Mortierellaceae.
CUUUCUUCUCUCAGCGGCUCGCCUCCUUACAUUACUUAAAACUGUCCUCAGUCCUCAAGAGCGAACACUAUGGCGUACAUUUUUGCAAACAACAUUAUCGACGAAACUGCAGCUGCUAGCAUGUCGCGCGACUACGCCCCAGAGAACGUUCGCCUGGCCAACGUAUUUAAGGCUAUCCAGGAAAAUCACUUCACGCUGCGCUCAUUUUUGCUGAAGGCUUUCCGGUCUGGCGACAGUAAGGUUCGAUUCUUCGUUGGCAUGUUUAUCGCCCAAGAUGGUCCAGCUGUCCUGAUCAACGAAUGGGCAGGCAAGGUCGAAAACACGAAGAACGACGAAACUUUCACGGAAGCUGUCACGGAUGUUGUCAUUGGUCGAGCACGGAAGGAUCUCAGAAGAGUCAAUAACGGGGGAAGUUUGCAAACGAGCGCCAGGAGUGUUACCCACGCACAUGUCGAAGGAUUUUCCUUGGAUCCUAUUGAGGAGGAGCUCAACUCUUCAGCACCCUGCCUCAUAAGACUUUUAAGAGGAUUGGCGUACAAGGAGAAGAAGCUGCGCAAGAAUAAAGCAAUGAAGAGUAUUGAGAAGAGGGAGAAGGGGAAGGAGAAGGAGCAGGAGAAGGAGCAGGAGAAGGAGGAGGAAGAGGAAGAGGAGGGGUGCGACGACUUGCCUUAUCACCCGCGGGAGUUAACGACAAUUGUAUCAACCAUCGCCAGCAUGCUGGUAGUUCGUCAGAGCCAGCAGUCAAACCGUUUGCAGAUGAUCUUCGGACUGUAUUUCGCGGCCACAAGAUGUCCAAAGCGCGUGGUGAAUGUACUCGCCUCUAUCGGUCUAUGUGUUUCGCCUAUGACGACCCAUAACGCCCUCACACAGUUAUCAAACGAUAUGCUCAGCAGAGUCCGAGAGGCAGUUCGGAACCAUCCGUUUUCAAUUCUUUACGACAACAUCAACAUCGCGAAUCGAAAAUAUGAUCAGCGGACCUACAAUGGCGACACUUUUGAGAACGGCACCACCGCCACCAUUGUAAUCGGCGAGGAUCUCGGCACGCCAACCUCAGCUCAGAGUCUACUGAGACCGCCCCAACUUUCGGAUUUUUUACCCGAUCAGCAGAACCGUUCGCAUAUGAAGCUCGUCUAUACAUUCCACCUCUUUGACAUGCUACAGCGGCAUUACAGCACGUACGAGCGCUGUUCGAUCCAUGUUCCUGAACUCGAGAUUCUCCCAACCCGCCAGACGCUAACCUUUCCACUACCUGCGAUGAGGCACGAUCAAUCGACAAAUGAAGGCAAUCUCGACGUCUUGCAGGAUAUCACCCAGAUCAUGCUUAAACUGCCGGAGGACUGGUUCAACAGCAAUACAAGGAUCAUAGUUUCUGGAGAUCAACUGACCGUUUCCAGGGUCAUAUCCCUUCAGGAAUUGCGUGCAGCAGACACCACGCCUUUUAAUCGACUAGAAUGGGCGGUCCCUGUUAUGCAAUUAUUUCACCUCCAGAUGCUCUUUUGCAGCACGAUUCUUCGCACGCAUUACGGACGUAUUUCGGAGCCAGGAUCACUGGCUUUCUUCAUAACUAUGCUGGGCCGUAAACGCGUGAACCUAGACUCGCCGAACUAUCACGCUGCAGAUGAAGUGCUGAGGCAUAUCUUUGAUGCAAUGGUGAGACGGGUUUAUGAGGUUGAACUUAAUGUUCAGAGACCAGAUGCCAAGAAGCCGGAUGCCGAAAAGCCAGACGCCCAGAAGCCAGAGGUACUGGAUGAUGAGAUACUGGAUAUCGAUAUGCUGAAUGAUGAGGUAUUAGACGACAGGAUACUGAAUACUCAGAAGCUGGAAACGUUCGGGACAAGCUAUGAGGCACCGCUUGGGAACGCAGCGCUAGACAAACGCGUCCGCGAAGCUACCGAGGCCAUCUGUCACCAGUAUCUCACCGAUCCGAUGGAGAACCCUCGCAAAUUCGGCAAUGCAAAUGCAAACGCGGCCUUAUUUCUCAGGGACAUGAUGGUUUAUAUGGAACUGGGUGCAGCCAUCAAGGUUGGAGACGUCGGGCGGAUCCUCGAGGUCAUCAAGGUGAUCACUGUCAUGUUCCAGUCCAAGGAGACGAAAAAUUACGCGAACGAACUCAUGCGCCUCGCUUACGGUAUUCGUCAUGCAUGGUCACCGCAAUGGACAAAGGCAGUCGUGUCAUCUUGGUUGAUUAAUACCAACGGCAAGGCGAGCGGGUGGAUUCCGGCGGACUUGUAUCAGGAACACAACAAUCUGCUGACCAAGACUAUACAUUCAGGGAAAGAGAGCAACAUGUCAUGGGAAAUGCUAGCCAACCAGAUAUCAACAAAUAUCCGCUUAUUCUCGAAGAUCGCCAAGACGCUUGAGUCAGAGUACGACAUAACACACAACAGCUCUUUUCACUCAACACUGUCCGCAGAGCGGGACAUUCAAUUAAUCCAGCAGUCGCUCAAGGACCAUGACAUUCUCGGCAAUGCGCGGCCGGGAGACUGCAGUGUACCGCUUGUGAAAAACCUGGUCAGUGAAGGUCUGGAAAAAUUGAUAGAUGGACGCUUCGAGAAGUUUGUCGAGAAAAGCGUCAAUUUAGGUGGCGAUGAACAAGACGCUGUUGUUGUUGAUGGUCUGAAGAACGAGGACAAUCAAGCGGAGGAAUAUAUUAGAUCGCUUUUUAAUGCCGGAUAUGUUUUAUAAAUUAGUUUUUCUUGCUUUUCUUGGGACUAAAGAAAUUUGAUGCAGUCCUAUUCUUGAAUAAACUCGGUCGUUUUGAUGUAGGCUUUGAAGUCACAGCAGCGGGCGUUUGAUGAGACUCAUCUGCUUCUCGAUCAAUUUCUAUAUUUGCUCCGCUUUGACCGUCAAUGAACUGGCCCGCUUCCUGUGGCGGCUGUGCACUUGCCAUGUCAAUAUCCUUGUUCAGUCUGAUGAGAAUAUCGGCUACUUCCUGCCGUUGUAGCUCAACCACAGGU